ACACACGUUUCGUCUCGCGGCGCCCCGUCAUCUCCCACCGCCUCUUCCCACGGAACGGAAGCCAUUAAAACCCCUCGCCGUCAUCCACCUCCCUCCCCUCCCUGAGAAAUCAAGAAUCCGAAGCCGCCCCUUCCUAUCCCACCCGCCGCGCCUCCGGAUCGAAGCUCGGAGCUGCUUCUCCCCCCUGAUUCGCUCCAAUUCCGCCGGCUCCACCUCCCCAAUCAUCAGUUCCCCGGCCCGGGCUCCGGAGGUCGCCGUUGCACGCGCGCUCGUCAGAAGAGCAGUAGUGCAGUAGCCCUCGCCGCCUCGCGGAACGCGCGCGCUGUUGAUUUAUGUCGCCUGCCCUGCCGCAGCUCCAUGGUUCUGAGCUCCCGUCGCCACCAGCCUCCUCUUGCCCCCUUCUCCGCCAGCCUUGGCUGAGGGGCGCCAGACAGUGCGGGUAUUCCAGGGUAUCCAGGUAACCUUUUUUUUUCACAUGUCUGAUUGAGUUACGACUAAGUCGAUGAGAGGCUUUCUUUCUCUGUUGUAGUUCAGCCCUGGUAACUUUCUAUCAAACACUGUUAAUCUUGCGUUUAGUAGGUGCCAAAGUUCGAAAGAUUUCUGUAAUGUUUUGUUGACUGUAUGUGUGUAGCCGUGUAGGUAGGUACUUCUGUCUUCCAUUGCUGCUGUUGUGUUCGUAGUUCCCUCUAUCUAGCAGUCAUGUAUGCUUGGUUGUUUAAUGUAAAGCACUAAAGAUUUUGUCUGUUGCCAUGACUUAACUGAUCACCUGUUCCCAUGUUAUUAAAAUAAUUCACUGCUUGUUCAGUCAAAUCAGAUUAGUUUUGAUCAUCUGACAAAUUUAGCGAUUGCCAUGUUGCGGUGCCUGGCCUGAUUUCAGUGUUGAGCUGCAUAAAACUCUACGUUCUAUGUGAACAAUGAACAUAAUAAUAUUACCUCAUUUGUUUAUGCAAAGAUGGAGGUUUGCAUCAGUUCAUAUCUGUUGGCUCAUGUAUUGCAAGAGCUAAUUCAAGUAGUGUUUGUAUCUCAGUGAAAGUUUUCUAUAGUAAUGUAUGUUGAUUUCAGAUUUGGAUUUUUGAUGAAGUACUCUGGGUUCCUGCACUUAGACCCUUGCCUUUUAUUUUCUUACACGUGAGGCAGUACAAGUUGAAGAAUCCCCCAAAUCACAAUCAAUCUUUGGUUUGGUUUAGGUGGGUUGAAUUUGGCACCCUUCCUCAAUUCAAACUGUCAUCCUGAAUUUCAAAUUCUGAAACUUCUUCUGUGAAGAAAACUAAUCUCCCCUUGUCCAGUUCAGAUCAGAAGUUAAGAGACAAUCCUCUUUCUAAUUUGGUAGAUUGGGUACUGCAGUUGUAGACACGUCUUCCUUGAUUGCUGUUGCUUGGGAUCUGGAUGUUGCGCUCCACGAAGAUGCCUCCUAUGCGGAAGGUCCGCAUUUUAUGCUCUGAUCCUGAUGCAACAGACUCCUCUGGUGAUGAAGAUGAUCAAAACCCAAAGACAGAAAAGAAAAUUAUAAGAGUGGUGCUAGUUCCAGUAAAGAAUUGUAAAACCUCAAAACCUCUAAAAACUAUCAUGCCAUCUGGAAUGAAGGAUCUGGAUGGUCCUCCUGAGAGGAAGGUAUCAUCAAGCAGGUACCGUGGUGUGCGACUGCGCGAGUCGGGUCGGUGGCAAGCAGAGAUCCGCAAUCCUUUGACAAAGAAACGGGAGUAUAGUUUGCAUAACACUGAGGAGGAGGCUGCUGCAGCAUAUCAAGCAAAAUGGAACCAGUUCCGUGCAGAGAUGCUGGCCAUGAAAGCUCAGCCGCCCGCGUCAAAAUAUGCAUCCUUGUCCAGCUUGUCCUUGGUUUCCUGUGUUUCUUCAUUGGUAUCAUGCAAGAAGAAGGCACGAGAAGCUCAGAACAGAGGAGGAUCAUUAAUGGAGGUACACUGUGAUCCUAUAGAUGAAAGCUCACGGAAUUUCUCCCUCAAAUCUAUGGAGAUUCCACAAAACGUCAUGCUAUGCCUGAAAGAUGAGCAUCCUAUCAGUGACUCUGUCAGGCCUGCUGAUGAACUGCCGCCCGAUGAUUUCACCAAGCCAGAGGAUAUGUUCAGAGCCAGUGAUUUUAUUGGCGCUACAUACAAACCUCUGGAUGAUGAUGAUGACUAUAUUGGCCUGGCUGACAUUAGCCACCUGCCACUUCCAAUCAAUGACCCAGAGUUUGAUCUGGAUGCAGAGCUUGAUUGGAGUGGGUUCGACUUCACUUCAAUGGAGCAUGAACUGAAGUUACUGUGAGGUUGCAUCAAAGAUGCUUUCUAAAUAACUCUGGGUCUUGGUGAAAUCAUCACAUCGAUGGAUACUUCUAUUCAGCGCAGUCGUGCUCUUGAUGGUGUCUAUUGUGCUGGAAUCUGCUCUGAGUUGUCUGCAACUCUGAAUGCUGCACUGGGUUCAGAUUUCAUUCUGACUGCAGAUUACUGGGUGCAUAUUGAUGGGAUCUAUAAACCAGAUGAUCUCCAAAUUUUGUCGGAAACUGUACAGUUCAUAGAGUAACUUGUCUGAGAGUAUGCAAUAAGUUUUCAGAAGUAUGUAAAUAUUCUAAUUUCAGAGCUGACAUUGCAGCAUCUGUGCAUGUCUACAUCCUUUCGAUAAUUGUCCUAAGAGAAGUUAUCCAUUCGUUUUUUUUCUU
Molecule: messenger RNA, 2656 nt
Organism: Panicum virgatum (switchgrass)
Lineage: Eukaryota; Viridiplantae; Streptophyta; Magnoliopsida; Poales; Poaceae
Product: ethylene-responsive transcription factor ERF119-like
Exons: 4
Coding region: 1387-2265 (292 amino acids)
Biological process (GO): regulation of DNA-templated transcription
Molecular function (GO): DNA-binding transcription factor activity; DNA binding
Source: RefSeq, a predicted model, not a curated record